Molecule: messenger RNA, 705 nt
Organism: Dioszegia hungarica
Lineage: Eukaryota; Fungi; Basidiomycota; Tremellomycetes; Tremellales; Bulleribasidiaceae
Exons: 4
Coding region: 1-705 (234 amino acids)
Source: RefSeq, a predicted model, not a curated record
AUGCCCCUCCCUUCUCGCGCAGUAAGCCGCCUGGCACCGCUUAGCAAGCACGCAGCUGUCAUCGCCGACGCCGAUAUCCCCCACAUUGAAAGUGUCGAGUGGAGUGGACACGACUUGCGACAGCAACUGGUGACACGAGGUGUGCGCCUGACCAGCCUCGACACCAAGCUACCAUCGUCCAUCCACUGCCGUCUGUAUAUCAUCCCGGCGAUAGGCCCCUGGCCUCUCCUUCCGCCGACCUGGACCGUCUUGCGGGCGAACAACAUUACUGCCUACUGCAACCUCGCAGACGUGCAAGCCUAUGUCCUUCGCACCUUACGGAUCGCCUUACCCUACAACUACUUCCUCCCCUUACCGCAUCGAUGCAUCUCGGCAACAAUGGAGCUGCACCGUCCGGAGACAAAGGAGAUGACGGAGGCAAGGAGGUACUUGUGCAGCGUUGGCGGUGGAGCGGACUCUGCGGAAGGGCAGUACGAGUGGUUGGUAAAAGGCGACCCUCUCCUUUCUACACGACUCAUAUCCCCGGAAGCGAGCCUUCACGCAAAAAGAGACGGAUUCGACCCAAGAAAGCGGAUUCAGGGGCGGACACUGCUCGUUCACGCCGAAAAAGGCGCCGCAUGGAGUACUUUGAGGGUGCAGGGGAUGGGAGUGAUGGUGGAGAAGGACAAGAGGAAGGACGGGAGGAGGAGUAUGCAGGAAAGAUAA